Molecule: messenger RNA, 1007 nt
Organism: Gastrolobium bilobum
Lineage: Eukaryota; Viridiplantae; Streptophyta; Magnoliopsida; Fabales; Fabaceae
Product: transcription factor FER-LIKE IRON DEFICIENCY-INDUCED TRANSCRIPTION FACTOR
Exons: 4
Coding region: 1-999 (332 amino acids)
Biological process (GO): regulation of DNA-templated transcription
Cellular component (GO): nucleus
Molecular function (GO): protein dimerization activity; DNA-binding transcription factor activity; sequence-specific DNA binding
Source: RefSeq, a predicted model, not a curated record
AUGUACGCAAUGGAUGUUCACCACCAAGACACACAAGUGAACAUGAAUGAUUUUGAGCUACACAACUUCAUUGCCGAUCCCAACUUUGAUCAUCAGUUUAUCAAUUUGAUUCGAGGGGGCAAUGAAAGUUCCAUUUCUAACUUCAAUUCUGACCUUAUCAAUGAUUGCUUCGUUGAUAAUCAAUAUCCCCUUUCAUGUCCUGGAAACCCUUUUGAUCAAAACAGUAGUAAUGCUGUGAGUGCCUAUGAUCCCAGCUCUACAUUUAACUCCUUCUCAUGUUUUGAUGAUGAUGUUAAGGGAGAAGGAGAAGAAGAAGAUGAAGAAGAAAAUGAUGAAGAGGAUUCUUCUGCAACCACUACCACCACCACCACUACCACCACCACGGCAACUGGAACCGGUGGUGAUGCCAAAACAAGGCUAAAAUCUGAUAGGGCCAAGACUCUCAUUUCUGAGAGGAGGAGGAGAGGCCGAAUGAAGGAGAAGCUUUAUGCUUUGCGUUCUUUGGUUCCCAACAUAACUAAGAUGGAUAAGGCCUCUAUAAUUGGAGAUGCAGUAUCAUACGUACAUGAGCUUCAAGCACAAGCUAAGAAGCUGAAGGCUGAGGUUGCAGGACUUGAAGCAUCCUUGUUAGUGUCCGAAAAUUAUCAAGAACCAACUAACAACCCCGUAAAGGUUCAAGUCACCCACAACAGGGCUCCAAUCAGCAAGAAGAUCAUGCAGAUGGACAUGUUUCAAGUAGAGGAAAGAGGGUAUUAUGCCAAAAUAGUGUGCAAUAAAGGAGAAGGGGUAGCUGCCUCUCUAUACGGUGCUCUUGAGUCUCUUGCAGGUUUCAAUGUUCAGAAUUCAAACUUGGUUACAGUUUGUGACAGUUUUCUACUUACGUUUACUUUGAAUGUAAAAGGGUCUGAAUCAGAAAUUAACCUGCCAAAUUUGAAGCUAUGGGUGACUGGGGCUCUUCUGAACCAAGGCUUUGAAUUCAUGGCAUCCUUUCAUGUUUGACUCACCGC